AUGAGGGUCAAUCUUGGGCUUCUUUUGCCCUUGACGGACAAAUACGCAGCGCCCACAUGGGCCAUACUCAUAUCAGGAUUCUUUAUGCUUCUUUCUGUUUCUCUCUCGAUGUACUUGAUAUUUGAGCACCUCUCGGCAUACAACAAUCCAGAGGAACAGAAAUUUGUUCUUGGUGUUAUCUUGAUGGUCCCUUGCUACGCUAUUGAAUCAUAUGUUUCAUUGGUAAAUCCAGACACUAGUGUCUAUUGUGGCAUCUUGCGUGAUGGCUAUGAAGCAUUUGCUAUGUAUUGCUUUGGAAGAUAUAUAACUGCUUGUUUAGGUGGUGAGGACAGGACAAUUGCAUUUUUGAAGAGGGUGGGUGGCGAAGAUUCUGGAGAACCUCUUCUGCAUCAUGUCUCCGAAAAGGGAGUCAUUCAUCAUCAUUUUCCUAUUAAUUACAUAUUGAAACCAUGGAGACUCGGUGUGCGCUUUUACCAGAUUAUCAAAUUUGGUAUAUUUCAAUAUGUUAUUAUAAAGACCCUCACAGCUAGCUUGUCUCUUAUUCUUCAACCUUUUGGUGUAUACUGCGAUGGAGAAUUCAAAUGGGGAUGUGGAUACCCUUACUUUGCUGUAGUCCUGAACUUCAGUCAAUAUUGGGCCCUAUAUUGUUUAGUGGAAUGGUACACAGCUACUAAGGAUGAAUUGGCACAUAUUCAGCCAUUGGCUAAAUUCCUUUCCUUCAAGUCUAUAGUCUUCCUGACCUGGUGGCAGGGUGUGAUAAUUGCCAUCAUGUAUUCUUUGGGCUUGGUUAGAAGUCCGUUAGCACAGAGCUUGGAGUUAAAAACAAGUAUUCAGGAUUUCAUCAUUUGUAUAGAGAUGGGCAUAGCAUCAAUUGUUCACCUGUAUGUGUUCCCUGCGAAACCUUAUGAGCUAUUAGGUAAACAAUAUUCGCCUACAAACAUUUCAGUGCUUGGGGACUACGCCGCCUCUGAUCCUGUGGAUCCUGAUGAGGUAAAGGAUAUCAGUCGACCUACCAAAGUGAGGCUUCCACAGUUGGAACCAGAUGAAAUAGUUGCAACUAAUAUUAAAGCGAGCGUUCGAGACUUUGUAAUUGGCAGUGGAGAAUAUGUGAUAAAAGAUUUUAAGUUCACUGUUAACCAAGCAGUGCGACCAGUGGAGAAGCGCUUUGACAAAAUGAAGAAGAACAUCAAGUUUAGUAGGCAAAGCCGGGAUGAUAAUUGGGUGAGCGCAUCCACACCAGAGAGGACCAUUCGUGGUAUUGAUGAUCCUCUCAUAAGUGGGAGCGCCAGUGACAGUGGGAUUGUCGGUAAAGGGAAAAGGCAUCGCAGAGAUCCGAGCUCAGCUGCUGCCGUGGAUAGUUGGGAAGGCACUGAGCAGGCACCUGAUGGCUUUGUCAUACGGGGUCGCCGGUGGGAAAUCAAGAAAUCGUGA
Molecule: messenger RNA, 1431 nt
Organism: Miscanthus lutarioriparius
Lineage: Eukaryota; Viridiplantae; Streptophyta; Magnoliopsida; Poales; Poaceae
Source: the annotation of a GenBank genome assembly